Molecule: messenger RNA, 489 nt
Organism: Dichomitus squalens LYAD-421 SS1
Lineage: Eukaryota; Fungi; Basidiomycota; Agaricomycetes; Polyporales; Polyporaceae
Exons: 2
Source: RefSeq, a predicted model, not a curated record
UGGAAUCCGCCCUGGGACGUCUUUCAGCUGGAUGUCUUCAGAGGGUUCGAUCACAGGCACAUCGAGAUUCAUCGCGAUCGGGACGAUGCGGCUCUGUUGCGGGAGCUCGCAAGUGCAUACGACGAGUUACGGACGUGGAGCGGGAAGUACUUCUCCUUCAUGGAUCUCUGUCUGAAUAUGAGACUGCAGGGCGAUAAUCAUGCGCAUAUAGUUCCACGGAGGAUGGGCACAGAAAAGCAUACACCGCCGCGCAAUGCAUGCAUGCGAUACCUACUCAAGCACCCUGAACACCAGGCAGGCAAUCGUGAGAUAGUGCGCGCUCUAACAGAGCAAUCGGAUCGCGGCGUUGAAUUUGUGGAGCGACCGCAGUUCGGCCGUAUACUCUGGGCCACCAUAGCUUUGGCUUUUUUUCCGCUCUUUGUUGCGGUCGUCUACUCUUGUCUCAGGGGGGAUUGGGCCGGGGGCUUCACCAUCGGUUGUGAGUAUUGA